AUGGUCGCAAAAGGGUCAAGUGUGGGAGUGAACUGGGGAACCAUGGCGUCUCACUUGUUGCCACCAGAGAAGGUGGUUGAGAUGCUGAGAGAGAAUGGAUUUGAUAAGGUGAAACUGUUUGAGGCUGAUGAGAAAAUUUUGGGUGCUUUGAUUGGGACUGAUAUUGAAGUGAUGGUGGCAGUUCCCAAUCACAUGUUGCAGGAGAUGAGUGAGGACCCUAAGGCUGCAGCUUCUUGGGUUGAUGCAAAUGUCACUAGUUAUUGCUAUACUGGUGGAGUUAAUAUCAGGUAUGUAGCCGUUGGCAAUGAGCCCUUCCUCCGAACUUACAAUGACACUUUCUUACCUUACACAUUGCCAGCCCUCAAAAAUAUCCAGGAAGCCAUAAACCGUGCUGGGAUUGGAUCACAAGUCAAAGCCACAAUCCCCUUCAAUGCUGAUGUCUACAACUCGCCAGAGUCCAAUCCAGUCCCCUCUGCCGGUGACUUCAGGCCAGAAAUCCGAGACAUCACGAUUGAAAUCUGCCAAUACUUGUACUCAAAUGAUGCCCCUUUUGUCGUCAAUAUCUACCCUUUCCUCAGUCUCUAUGGCAACGUUUACUUUCCUAUGGACUAUGCAUUCUUUGAUGGAUCAAACAAGCCUAUUAUAGAUGGGGACUAUGUCUACACCAAUGUGUUUGAUGCAAACUUUGACACCCUUGUUUCGUCUUUAAAGAAAGCAGGAUACCCCGACAUGAAGAUCAUGGUUGGAGAAGUCGGGUGGCCAACAGAUGGCGAUAAGGAUGCUAAUACCCAAAAUGCGAAAAGAUUCAAUCAAGGAAUGAUUCAACAUGCCUUGAGUAGAAAUGGAACCCCUGCUAGAAAAGGAAUCAUAGAAGUUUAUCUGUUCAGCCUCAUUGAUGAGAAUGCUAAAAGCAUUGACCCGGGGAGCUUUGAGAGGCAUUGGGGGAUAUUCGAGUUUGAUGGGAAGCCAAAGUAUGAAUUGGACCUGUCUGGUUUGCAAGAUAACAAAGGCCUAGUUGCAGUGGAAGGUGUACAAUAUAUGCCCAAAAGGUGGUGUGUUUUGAACCCUCAUGCCAAUGGAUUGGAGGACUUGGCAAAGAACAUUGAUUAUGCAUGUAGCUUAUCUGAUUGCACUGCUUUGGGCUAUGGCUCUUCUUGUAACCAUCUUAGCACCAAAGAGAAUGCUUCUUAUGCUUUCAAUAUGUAUUACCAAUUCAAGAGCCAGAAUAGUUGGGAUUGCGAUUUCUCAGGCUUGGCUGUGGUGACAGAUGUGGAUCCAUCGGACGAUUGGUGUCGGUUUCCGGUGAUGAUUGCUUAUGGUCGUUCAGCAAUGAUGCUGCAUAGGAAACUGUUUGAUAUCUUGCUUGUUAUUCUUGAGGGAUGUAUAGUGUUUUUGCUUCUUGUAUCCUAGAAUAGCUGACUUGAGAAAGCCAGG
Molecule: messenger RNA, 1434 nt
Organism: Ilex paraguariensis (yerba mate)
Lineage: Eukaryota; Viridiplantae; Streptophyta; Magnoliopsida; Aquifoliales; Aquifoliaceae
Source: the annotation of a GenBank genome assembly